GCUCGUGUUACCAAGAUUAUAUUUUUAUAAAAAAAAAAAAAAAAAAAUGUGGGAGAGACGUGUCAAUUUUCUCUCUCUGUCUCUUUUAUACAAUCUACACCAUGGCUUCACAAGUUCCUGGAGUCGAGCAUCGAGAUACACAGUAUUUUGGAUAUUAUGCCCAACUUCAACAUCAACAAAACAUGUUACAAGACACGGUUCGUACAUCAACCUAUCGUUCCUCCAUUCUCUUAAACGGACCCAAAUCCUUCAAGGAUAAACUCGUCAUGGAUGUAGGUGCUGGAUCCGGUAUUCUUUCCUAUUUUGCUGUUCAAGCAGGUGCUAAAAAAGUCUAUGCUGUCGAAGCUUCAGGUAUGGCCAAGAAAAUGGAAAAGUUAGUGGCUGCUGCCAAGGAUGGUAAAAAUGCCUUUUUAAAAGACAAGAUUCAGGUCAUCAAUGCUAAAAUUGAGGAUCCUGAUUUGCCUAUUCCUAAAGUCGAUACCAUUAUUUCUGAACCCAUUGGUGUUCUUCUCUUUCACGAAAGAAUGUUGGAAAGUUAUAUUUAUGCUAGAGAUCAUUAUUUGAAACCGGGAGGUGCCUUAUACCCUUCCAAAGGUAAUAUUUUCCUUGCUCCCUUCACCGAUGCUACCUUAUGGAGUGAGACAAUGGCCAAAGCUAGAUUUUGGGAGCAACCAUCGUUUUAUGGGAUUGAUUUGACAUCCUUGUACAAGGAUGCGCGUGAUGAAAUGUUUGGUAUGCCUGUGGUAGGCCAUUUUGAUCCUCGUAACUUAAUCACCACCCCAUCUACAUUUGAGAAAUACCCUGUGGAUUUCUCCACUGUCACUGUAGAAGCCUUACAAGAUAUCGUGAUUCCUUUCAGCUGGACUGCUCAAUAUACAGGAUUAAUGCAUGGUAUCGCUGGAUGGUUCGAUCUCGUCUUUGCCCCACCUCCCUACGAUAAGCCUAAUCCCGAUGAUCUAGGCACCACGGUUGAAAUGUCUACCAGCCCUUCUGCAGAACGUACUCAUUGGCAACAGGUACGUUUCCUCUUAAAGGAACCCUUGGCCGUCAAUGCCAAUCAAACCAUUCGUGGCUGGAUGCGUUGUAUUGUCAAUGAUAUGCGUAGUUAUACCAUCUAUAUCGAGGUCACAGCCACUGAUGCUCAAGUCCUUUCGGAUGCCAAAGAAGCCGAUCAGGAUCCCACAUUUGCUGAACCCAAGGAGGAUCGUCCUGCUGUACGUCGUGGUAUUUGGGAAUUACAUGAACAGACCUAUAAUUAUAAUUAUACACCUGGUAUGAUGCCUGAUUAUAAACCCGAAUAUUCAUGUCUCUAUGAACCAGAAAGUCGUUUAGAUAAUCCACUCCAUCCUCAGUGGGAUCUGGAAGCGAUGAACGUCAUGGAUGAUUACGAAGAUUUUGUAAAUUAAAUUUUAAAAAAAGUGAAUAAAAAAGCAAAAACUUUUUUAUUAUU
Molecule: messenger RNA, 1450 nt
Organism: Mucor mucedo
Lineage: Eukaryota; Fungi; Mucoromycota; Mucoromycetes; Mucorales; Mucoraceae
Product: S-adenosyl-L-methionine-dependent methyltransferase
Exons: 5
Coding region: 102-1406 (434 amino acids)
Biological process (GO): peptidyl-arginine methylation
Molecular function (GO): protein-arginine N-methyltransferase activity
Source: RefSeq, a predicted model, not a curated record